This is a messenger RNA of Daldinia caldariorum, 2312 nucleotides long. RefSeq names its product RNI-like protein. The transcript has a single exon. Gene Ontology annotation, molecular function: protein binding. NCBI's taxonomy places the organism in Eukaryota, Fungi, Ascomycota, Sordariomycetes, Xylariales, Hypoxylaceae. The record is from RefSeq and is a predicted model, not a curated record. The coding region runs from base 208 to 2223 and encodes 671 amino acids. Gene Ontology annotation, cellular component: SCF ubiquitin ligase complex. Gene Ontology annotation, biological process: SCF-dependent proteasomal ubiquitin-dependent protein catabolic process.
AGAGAGACACCUGCUCGGGUUCCAGUUCGAUGUGUUACCUUUUCUGGCCCUCUCAAUUGAUUUAGUGACGAUUCGAUAUCUCCGCAUUUCGCAACGAUAAUUCGAUAGCCGAUUGUGUUUUGUCCUUCGUUGUCUCAUGAAGACAUCUUAUAGGGGACCUUGAGUUCUUGGUUGAACUUUCACACAAUACAAUUACCAACGCCUAUCAUGGCCGAUAUCACCCCACCUGAUCCCAUCGACGAGGAGUCGGAGUCUCCCAGCGUCGCACCAUUCGAGGGCCGACCCAAGGAGAAGCGUCGCCAGAGACUCCUUCGGGGCGUCCAGCACGUGUCUUCCUCUUCUUCGUUGCAGCAAAUCGGUCGUUCUCGGUCUUCUACCUCUCCGUAUAGCACGCGAGGUAGCUUAUCGUGCGUGAGUCUCGCAGCGACACCUGCUUUUGGACAACAAUCUUCAGGUAGUAUUACGCAGGGCUACUUUCCCAGUAGUCGAUCGUCUACACCCGGUAGUGCGGCUGCUGAAUAUCCUGGGUCCGACGGCGUUGAAACUCGUAUAGCUCGUAAAGUUGCCAAUAUUUCUACGACGCAAUUGAACCCGACCACCGUCUCUCUACCGGCCGACGUUACCUCGAGGUCGAGAUCUAGUACGGUCCGAAAACUACCUUUUGAAUUCUGGGCAAGAAUGCCCGACGAGAUCCGACUGCAUAUUUUUUCCUACCUCCGGCCGAAAGAGCUUAUUCGCGUUUCGCGUGUAAGCAAGGAUUUCCAGAAGUUCUGUUUCGACGGUCAAUUGUGGACCCAUUUCGAUGCUACAGAGUUCUACAUGGAAAUACCCGCCGAGGCUCUAGCUAAGAUCAUUGUUGCGGCUGGUCCUUUUGUGAAAGAUCUCAAUAUCCGCGGGUGUCUCCAAAUUGAGCACUACAAAAGGGCCGAGGUUAUUGUGACGGCUUGCAAGAAUCUUAUGAAUGCAACGUUGGAAGGAUGCCGAAAUUUUCAACGGACUACUUUGCACAAUCUCAUCAAAUCUAACGAGGGGCUUGCCAACUUGAACCUUACCAGUAUGACGGCGGUCACAAACAGCACAUGCAAGAUUAUUUCCCAACAUUGUCCACAUCUUGAAACUCUCAACGUCUCAUGGUGCAAGUAUAUGGAUGCUCGCGGCAUUAAAAUGGUAGUACUCGGGUGUCCAAAACUGCGGGAAUUAAGAGCCGGAGAAGUCAAAGGAUUUAGCAGCAUUAGCGUAGCAGAUGCUAUAUUCAGGACAAACAAUCUCGAGCGGCUAGUGUUGAGCGGUUGUGUGGAUCUCAACGAUGAUGCAUUCGCGACUAUGAUCCAUGGCGUCGAACCCGAAAUCGAUAUACUAACAGAUCGACCCAUAGUUCCGCCGAGAAAGCUUCGGCAUCUGGACUUGAGUCGAUGCUCACAAUUGACCAGCCAUGGUAUUGCUGUGUUGGGUUAUCUUGUGCCUGAUUUACAAGGCCUGCAAUUGAGCGGAUGCAGCUCGUUGACCGACGCGGCACUACAGCCAAUUAUCGCCUCGACGCCUCGCCUUACUCACUUGGAAUUAGAGGAGCUAUCGGAACUUACCAACGAUAUCCUCUCAGAGCAUCUCGCCAAAGCCCCGUGUGCUCCAAAUCUAAAACAUCUUUCUGUAAGCUAUUGUGAGAAUAUCAGUGACAUUGGCAUGCUGCCCGUCAUGAAAAAUUGUGUCAGCUUGGAGAGCGUAGAUAUGGACAACACGAGGAUCGGCGACCUUGUCCUCACAGAGGCCGCAGCCAUGGUUAGGUCUCGGUCAGCCAGGACACCUCUACCCGAUGCGCGUCCUCGUAUUGGUCUCAGGUUAAUCGUGUAUGACUGCCAAAUGGUAACCUGGACUGGCGUCCGUGAGAUCCUGUCUUGGAAUGCCGAAAUCCGUCAGCCAUCCGAGAGGUCGACUACCUACCCCACCGAGAUCAUAGGCCUUAAAUGCUUCUACGGGUGGCAGCAGACGGUGGAGCAGCACACGCAGCGGGUGCUGAAGGGCGACUUCGCGGCCGCCGCGAGACUGGAGAGGAAGUGGGCAGAUUACAUGCAGGCUGUCGAGGAAGCAGGGGCUGGUGGUGCCGGCUCCCGCCGCCGCAGACGCCGUGCUCGCGCUGCUCAGAUGCUGCACGCUGACGAGGAAGGUGGUCCUGCUGCCGGUCGCCGCCGCGCGCGAACCGUCGCGGCCAAUUGCGUCGUCAUGUAACCCAUGUUGUUUUGAAUUGCGUGUAUCGGUUGCAUCAUAAAUUUACUUAUGCUCUCGGAGUUAAGAGGCUCUAACUAGGUCGGGCCUGG